Opisthocomus hoazin is the source of this 1010-nucleotide messenger RNA. The record is from RefSeq and is a predicted model, not a curated record. NCBI's taxonomy places the organism in Eukaryota, Metazoa, Chordata, Aves, Opisthocomiformes, Opisthocomidae.
UACUUCACGGUGAGCGAGGAGAGCGGGAACCUGUACGUGAGCGAGAGGCUGGACCGGGAGGAGAUGUGCGGCGAGUCGGUGUCCUGCUCCGUCAGCUUCGAGGCGCUGCUGCAGAACCCGCUCAACGUUUUCCACGUCGAGGUGGCCAUCCAGGACGUCAACGACAAUUCACCGACCUUCAGCAAGGCUGCUCUCGACCUCGAGAUCGGUGAAUGGACUACGCCCGGUGCUCGUUUUCCUCUGGAGAUGGCUCGAGACGCAGACGUGGGCAGCAACUCGCUGCUGACUUACCAGCUCAGCAGCAACCCGUCCUUCACUCUGGCUGUGAAGGAAAGCCCCGAUGGAAGCAAGCAGCCGGAAUUAGUGCUGGAGCGAGCUCUGGACCGGGAGAAGCAGAGCUCCUUCCAGCUGGUGCUGACGGCGAUGGAUGGCGGGGAACCGGUGAGGUCCGGGACUGUGCAGGUUCGCGUCAACGUGACGGACGCCAACGACAACGCGCCCGUGUUCAGUAAAAGCGUCUACGAGGCGCGAGUGCGGGAGAAUCUGCCGGCGUUGCUGCGGGUGCGAGCCACGGACGCGGACGCGGGCACCAACGGGCAGGUCUCGUACUCGUUCGGCAACGUCCCGGACGGCGUCCGCGCGUUGUUCAGCGUCGGCAGCGACAGCGGCGAGGUGAGGACGGUGGGGCCCCUCGAUUUCGAGGAGAAGAGCAAAUACAGCUUCGGCCUGGAGGCGAGGGACGGCGGCGGGCUCACGGCUCACUGCGAGGUGCAGAUAGACAUCACCGACGAGAACGACAACGCGCCCGAAAUCACGAUGUUGUCGGUGUCGAGCCCGGUGGCCGAGGACGCGCCAGCCGGCACCGUGGUGGCCCUGGUGAAAGUCCGGGACCGGGACUCCGGGGAGAACGGGCAGGUGUCGUGCGAGCUGUUGGGUGAGGCGCCGCUGUCGAUCGUGUCGUCGCCGGGCGGCUCGUACAAGGUGGUGACGGCGAGCGCGCUGGACCGGGA